AUGUUAUGGUGUAAUACUUACCAUUGCCAUAUUUGGUACCAACAAGUGGAUAUACCUGUCACCUGUAACGCUUCAGCAUCUGUCUACACAACCACAUUUAUACCCACGCCAGGCCCAUUUGGCAUAUACACCAUCACAACAACCAAGACAGAGACAAUUCCCCUCACAACAACUACUGCAACAACAACCGUUACAAGGACAAUUACAACAGACGGAUUUGACUUAUUUGGGCAAAAGAAAACAACAACGCUAUUCAAUACAACCACUGUAUUUAGCAACUUCACAACGACUCAAACAGCUACUUCUUUUACAACAAUCAUUAGUACGAAAUCAGCUGCUACAGCAACUCCUACCACAGAAUAUAUCACCGUAACCCCUAGCCAAGAAUACGUUACAGUUAUAUCCACGCAAAGCAAAGAAACUGUAACAACCACAGCUAUACCGAAUAGAGAGUACAUCACCAUUAUAUCGACACCUAGCAAGGAAUACGUCACUAUAACUGCCACGCCCAAUAAAGAGUUUGUUACGAUUACUGCUACCCCUAGUAAAGAGUAUAUCACUAUAACUGCAAACCCACAAACAAUAACGACAACGGCUACAACCACCAAAGCAGCAGGAGGCCUGUUUGAUGGCCUGUUUGGUACCCAAAUUACUGCAACUGGUGCGAUCGCCAGCAGCCUCUGUAGCAACUUGGUUGUUACUGUAACGUCUGAGGCCAGCAAAGAUGAUGUUACAGUAAUCGCGAGCCCUCAAAGCUUGACAACCACUGUAACUACUACGCAAACAGCAGGUGGCACCUUUGAUGGUAUUUUUGGAAUGCAAACCACAGCUCCGGAUUCUUCUGUCAUUAACCUAUUCAGCAAUACGAUAGAAGGAGGAGCCACCAAGACAAUUACAUUGAAUAACACAACGACUAGAACAGAAACCAGCAGAAUCAAUGUAACAACCACGCAAACAUUCAUUUUGACAGAGAUAAUCACGACAUCAUAUCCUAUGCCACCUCUGCCUACUCAAACGACAAUGCCUAGUCUUUCCAUGUCUGACUCUCUCAACGUAUUACGCGUCAUUCUUAAAGUAAUUCAAACACUACAAGGCGAUAAACCACAAUUCAAUCCUGUUUUAGAACUGAUCAAGGCAGUAAUUGAGCAAGCCAUCAAACAAGACGACGACAAGAACGUGCAGGCUGCUUUAUCGUUUGUGUUUGACCUCAUACAAAAGAACAGCUCGCAAGCUAGCAUUAACAAGCCAUUUCCUUUCACUAAAAGGUUAAUAAUGAAGGAUGAUUUCAAGACCCAAGCGAGAGAGUGGUUGGCAAACCAAUUUAUUGAUACGUUAUAG
Messenger RNA from Mucor velutinosus, 1338 nucleotides. RefSeq names its product Calmodulin. Bases 1 to 1338 code for a protein of 445 amino acids. NCBI's taxonomy places the organism in Eukaryota, Fungi, Mucoromycota, Mucoromycetes, Mucorales, Mucoraceae. The transcript has a single exon. The record is from RefSeq and is a predicted model, not a curated record.